GAGAGCAAAAAUAACCAGCCUGCGAUAGCUAGGUAGACGACGGAGGCGAUCCAAAUAAUCCAUGGCGGCCGGAGGCGUUUGGGUGUUCCGGGAGGACGGGGUGAUGGAGCUGAAGAGCGCCGGGGUGCAGCCAUCGGCGGCGGCGGCGCCGAGCAAGAAGGCGCUGGUGUACGUGCCGGCGAACGAGACGAUGCGGUCGCUGGACGCGCUGGAGCAGCGGCUGGGGUCGCUGGGCUGGGAGCGCUACUACGAGAACCGAGACAUCGUGCAGCUCCACCGGCACGACGGCGGCGUCGACCUCAUCGCCCUCCCGCGAGACUUUGCAAGGUUCCGAUCCACACACAUCACUACUAGCAGCGGGAGAGCAAAAAUAACCAGCCUGCGAUAG
Messenger RNA from Hordeum vulgare subsp. vulgare (domesticated barley), 388 nucleotides. RefSeq names its product flowering-promoting factor 1-like protein 5. The record is from RefSeq and is a predicted model, not a curated record. Gene Ontology annotation, biological process: regulation of flower development. The coding region runs from base 62 to 388 and encodes 108 amino acids. The transcript has 2 exons. NCBI's taxonomy places the organism in Eukaryota, Viridiplantae, Streptophyta, Magnoliopsida, Poales, Poaceae.